This is a messenger RNA of Oryzias melastigma (Indian medaka), 2940 nucleotides long. It is a transcript of the gene nptxrb, whose product is annotated as neuronal pentraxin receptor b. Bases 384 to 2159 code for a protein of 591 amino acids. The transcript has 5 exons. The record is from RefSeq and is a predicted model, not a curated record. NCBI's taxonomy places the organism in Eukaryota, Metazoa, Chordata, Actinopteri, Beloniformes, Adrianichthyidae.
CACAUACGGAGUGAGAACCAUCGACCCAUCCGUCACUGUGGCUGCUGCUUCGGGCCGUCUCGCUCCUCCCUUAACAGCGGUCCCCAUGGUUACGCACGGAGGAGAGCAGCUUAGCAACACGGAGAUAGAGGCAGCAUCUCUAAGCAGACAGCGCGGGGCCAUCAAUAUUGCGCUCACAAGGUGUUCAAGAAGACGACAGCUGCGCCAUUACGCACCGGCGGUGACUCUGCUGUAAGUGUUUUGUUUCCCUUCAGCUUUCCUGACAUGUCAGCGUGACUCUUUACCUAGAGGUCGUGAUUUGCUCUCGCGCGACUCUCCUCUUCCUCAGUGAUGCUGCGGCUUAGUGAAUCCUCGCUCUUCCAUCCUCUGCCGUUUCAGUCAGAAUGAAGUUCGUGGUGGUUCUGGUCGGGGCGGGCUCUCUGGCCUUCCUCGGUGCGGUCAUCUGCAUCGUCGCCAGUGUUUACCCCCGGAAACGCGGCGCGCCCUCCGGCGAUAACGGAACGCUGACCUCGGAGGCGCUGCUGCAGCCGCUGGAGCCCGGCUCGGUGGCUCACGCCGGACCGCUCGGCGCGCUGCACGGCGCCGGCUCCUACGACGUGGAGAACGGACUGGGCGGCAUCGGCCUGGAGGUUCCCACUCUGAACGAGCUCAACCUCGGGGAGGGGACCGAUGGAGACUCCGCCAAGCAGUUCAGCUUCAGCAGACUCAUCUGCACACCGCUGCCCGUGGGAGAAUGCAAGAGCAAAACCCUGAGACAGCAGGCGGACGAGCCCAUGUACGCCACCGGGGACGAGGACCUGCGGACCACCGCGGAGGAGCUCCGGCAAAUGGUGCUGCAGCAGAACGACCAGAUCCUGAUGGACCAGAGGACCAUCCGGGAGCUGACGGGGAAGCUGAGCGAGUGCGAGCGAGGCUUGGAGGACGACCGGGGCGCCCCGGCGCGGGGCGUCGGGGUGUGGAGCGGGAACCGGCGCGUCAUGGCCGGGGACGAUGUGAGCGGGGCGGCGGCGCAGCUGCAGACGGCGCGCGCGGUGGAGGAGCUGGCCAGAGCCAUCAUGGACCUGAAGGACCGCAUCGAGAAACUAGAGGCAGAGAUAGGGCCCGCAGCCUUGAACCUCACAGACACAUCUGUGGGCGCAGGCGGCGGCGGCAGCAGCAGCACUAGUAGCAGCGGUGGCGGCGGCAGCAGUAACCCAACUAGUACGUCUGGAAAGGCUCCAAUUCCGUUUCCAGGCGGUGCACCAUCCCCGUCAGUCCCAGGGGCCCGUCGCCCUGGCUCUCCAGCAUCCUCCGGCCCCAAGCCUCCCUCGAAAGGCUCCUCCGGGCGGAAGGGCACCUGGAGGGUGGAGGACCUGGAGGGGGAGCUAGAGAGGAAGAUAAAGAUGCUGGAGAAGGAGCGGCAAGCCAUGAGGAAGGAGACGCAGGGCCAACACGAGAAAAUCAACCAGGGCAUUGGCAGUGUGACUGAUCGCGUCACUGAGCUGGAACACACGCUUACAGAGCCGUCGUUCCCUGAAGGCUUCGUCCUCUCCUUCCCCAUGCGGACCAAUUACAUGUACGGGAUGGUCAGGAAAGAGAUCACUGAGAUGUACGCCUUCACUGCCUGUUUGUGGCUCAAGGCCAAAGAAGGAGGCAUCGGGACUCCCUUCUCCUACUCUGUGCCGGGUCAGCCCAACGAGCUGGUGCUGCUGCAGGGGGUUCACAAUCCGGUGGAGCUGCUCAUCAAUGACAAGGUGGCGCAGCUUCCUCUGUCCGUGCCACAGGAUGAGUGGCAGCACAUAUGUGUCAGCUGGACCCUGAGGGACGGAGUGUGGAAGGCCUACCAGGGCGGCAAGAUGAAGGGGAGAGGGGAGGGGCUCGCUGCCUGGCACCCAAUCAAGCCUGGAGGAGUCCUUAUAUUGGGACAAGAGCAGGAUACGCUGGGUGGGCGUUUCGAUGCCUCCCAGGCUCUGGUCGGUGAGAUAUCUCAGUUCAACCUGUGGGACCGGGUUCUGAAGCCCGCAGAAGUGGCCGCCCUCGCUGACUGCAGCUCCUCGGCGCUGGGCAACAUCGCCCCCUGGACCGAUCACGACGUAGACGUCUACGGUGGUGCGACCAAGGAGUCCUUGGACCCGUGCCACGCCGCUCAGAGAUCCAGCCUCAACAGCCCCAAACAGUGAAGGGUGUCACAGAAAGCAGUCAUAGGUCUUAACUAAAGGGUCGCUGAGAAGUUGAUUUUUUUUAAAGAUGUAUGAAAUUUGAGUUCAGAGUGCAUUUGCUUGUUGGGGCUGAGAAGCUUGCUGGAGGACUGAUAGCACUAUUAAGUCGUGAAGAGUGGUGUAUCCGUUUCGUUCCUCGUUUUGUUGUCCACGUUUAUGUGAUUACUUCUGCAGUGAGCAAAAGUAAAUGUAGCUCUGCCAAAGACAAGUCUGCACGGACGGCGCGGUUUAUGGCAUGAAGAGGCGCUUUAAAGCAAGUACGCGACGGUUCUGUUUUGUGUCUGAACCUCGUCAGGCUCUGUAUUCUGACAUGCAGACAAAUGGCUUUGAUGGGUUCACGGAAUGAACAUGUAUCUAACGGUGUCUUAAUUUUGCAACACUUUCUAUCUUUUGUCAUUUUGUGUAACGUGGGUUAAGUGCAACAGCCGCUUUUCUGAGCUCCUCUUGUGGUCGUGUGCGUUCCAUCAUUUUUUAACUGUAUAUGAUUCAUUUAAUGAAUGUCUGUAUGCUUCUGUUUUUUCUAUUGCAUAUCAAGAUCUGGAAACAGAAAUGACUUCUUAAUGUAUUAUGCGUAAUGUACCUCUGGUAAUGUUGCUAUGUGCUCGUCCGCCCCUCUCGCUGUAAGCUUGUCACACACCUCAGAGUCCUGCAGUGAAAAUAUUGCAGCAGUUUUUUUUCUUUGCAACCUGACAAUGCAGCACUUUCUGCUGACCUCUGAAAUAAACGGUUCAUGUCUCACCAA